Molecule: messenger RNA, 3618 nt
Organism: Gadus morhua (Atlantic cod)
Lineage: Eukaryota; Metazoa; Chordata; Actinopteri; Gadiformes; Gadidae
Gene: pxnb
Product: paxillin b
Biological process (GO): endothelial cell migration; substrate adhesion-dependent cell spreading; transforming growth factor beta receptor signaling pathway
Source: RefSeq, a predicted model, not a curated record
CCCGCGAAUUACACAGGCACUCAUCACGGCGCGGUCACGAGGGCUACUUCUGAGCGACUUUCAGAACAUUGGGAAUAGUUUGUAAAAUACGGACAGGGAACCAGAGAAAGGCAGCAGAAGAAAGAGACGCUGCUCAGAACCAGUCCCCGUCAUGGACGACCUAGACGCCCUGCUGGCCGACCUGGAGUCCACGACCUCCCACAUCUCCAAGCGCCCCGUGUUCCUGGCCGACGAGACGCCCUACUCCAUCCCCACCGGAGGCCACUCCUACCAGGAUGUGUCGGCGCCUCCCCCUGUGCCCCCUCCCCCCUCCACAGACGCUCUGAACGGUUCCCUGGUCGAGCCACCGGACUUCCAUCACUCCUCCCAGCAGUCCUUAGGUUUGGCCAAGACAAACUCCUGGUCCGGGGACACCAGCCCCCCACAGUCUCACAUUGAAGAGGAGCACGUCUACAGCUUUCCAAACAAACAGAAGCCGUCCGACCCGUCUGCAGCAGCCAUGACCUCCGCCCUGGGCAAUAACCUGUCGGAGCUGGACCGGCUACUGCUGGAGCUCAACGCCGUGCAGCAGAACUCCCCCUCCUUCCCCACCACAGAGGAGGCCGCGCCGCCCCUGCCGUCCUGCAGCAUCACCCACUACGAGAACGGCGGCGCCCCCGAGAUCAGGGUCAGCCCCCCGCCGCUGGACAAGCCCAAGAGGAACGGGGCGCGGGCGGACGAGGGCCGGCCCGGCGUGGAGGAGCUGCUUGACGGUCUUGAGGGAUCCAUCCCCGUGCCCGGCCCCAGACCAUCUGAUCUUCACAGUGAGUUGGACACACACUCUCAGCAGCAAGCUCGGAUUUCGGCCUCCUGUGCGACGCGAGAGCUCGAUGAACUCAUGGCUUCCCUCUCUGACUUCAAGAUCAGUGCUCAGGGGAAGGGUAGUGGCCCUCCCACCACUCAGGUGAACAAACUGGACAACAUGCUGGGGAGCCUGCAGUCAGACCUCAACAAGCUGGGGGUGCAGACGGUGGCCAAGGGGGUGUGUGGGGCCUGCAGCAAGCCCAUCGUGGGGCAGGUGGUGACGGCCAUGGGGCGCACAUGGCACCCCGAGCACUUUGUGUGCACACACUGUCAAGAGGAGAUCGGUUCUAGAAACUUCUUUGAGCGUGACGGGCAGCCCUACUGUGAGAAGGACUACCACAACCUCUUCUCCCCGCGCUGCUACUACUGCAAUGGACCCAUUCUGGAUAAAGUGGUGACGGCGCUGGACAGAACAUGGCACCCUGAACACUUCUUCUGUGCUCAGUGUGGAUCCUUCUUCGGACCCGAAGGUUUCCAUGAGAAAGAUGGCAAGGCGUACUGCCGGAAGGAUUACUUCGACAUGUUCGCCCCUAAGUGCGGUGGCUGUGCCCGAGCCAUUCUGGAAAACUACAUCUCCGCACUCAACUCUCUCUGGCACCCCGAGUGUUUCGUCUGCAGGGAGUGCUUCACCCCGUUUGUGAACGGCAGUUUCUUCGAGCACGACGGGCAGCCCUACUGUGAAGUGCACUACCACGAGCGGCGCGGCUCCCUGUGCUCCGGCUGCCAGAAGCCCAUCACGGGCCGCUGCAUCACCGCCAUGGCCAAGAAGUUCCACCCGGAGCACUUUGUCUGCGCCUUCUGCCUCAAGCAGCUCAACAAGGGCACCUUCAAGGAGCAGAACGACAAGCCCUACUGCCAGGGCUGCUUCGUGAAGCUGUUCAGCUAGAGAGGAGGUGGGGAAGGAGGAGGAGGAGGAGGAGGAGGAGCAGCAGGAGGAGGAGGAGGAGGAGGUGGAGGGAGGGGGCGACAGAAGCGCAUUCAGAAGUUGAUGUGAUUCGUACGGAUGGCAUUUUUGAAUAUGAAUGGGGUUGUUUUGAGUGCAGACUUUGGAAGUGUAUAUGGUAUAAGUAUCUGCAUGUAAUUUGGGCAGUACACCAUAUGCUUUUUGAUAUUUAUAGAAUAAAAAAAAACCUGACCCAUUUAUUAGUAGCGGUCAUACACUUUGAAAGCUGGGGCUGUUACACAGGCUAAGCGUGGCCUCAAAUGGGUCAGUUUCUCUCUUCAGUGGAACACAAAUGUUUAGCAGGUCCAAACCUGCGGUUCUCUGAGGGGGGGGGGGGGGGGGGGGGGGGGGUUGGAACAUGGAGUAUCUUGAUGGGGCUGAAGCUUACCAACACUGAAGCUGCACGCACAAUGCUUGGCGUUUAAAGCUUGUUGCUCACUGGUUGAGUGUGAAUUUUGGAAUUCAUUAUAGAAUAACUGUUUAAACAUGAAUUGUUGUUGUAAGUAACAAGAUGAUACUAGCCAAGUGGUGAUGGGAAUUAUUUUCUGAUUGUUUAAAAGAUUAUAAAUAUGACUGUGACAUUCUGAUAACAUUGACUGAAAAUAGGAGCUUUUGUAUUUAAGAUCAUCUAUAGGUCUUCAAACUAUAAUGGAAUCAAUAACUUGGUGAGGAAGUCAAGUUAUUUUUUAGAAGUCAUUAUUCACGCCCCAAAAUAAUCAAUCCCAAUUGACCGUAACGAUAUAUACAAAUAUAUCGUGCAGUGAUGGCAUUUCUUCAGGAUACUGUAAAUGUUACAGAGACUAAUCUAAAGUCACGCCUUUUCAGUCACAGAUCAUUCCCUGUCCGUUACAGAGAUGCUAGAUAGAAUUCUAAAAAAUAUUCCUCUGAGCUGCAGUGCAGUCGUAGUUUGUCGCGGCCUGUGAACCGAUCAUUCAGUACGAUACUGAACUUCUCUGCUUCAUACAGGUAACACUGGGAGUGUAUUCUAAGAUCAAAUGUAGCUUUGGCUCUUCCUGAGACUAGCUGGUCUAACUUCAAACUGACUGAAACGCUCAAUAUUUUUUUACUUAGUUGAUAUAGCUAUAUAAAUUACGACUAACUUUCCAGUUGAAUGUUCUGUGUAGCAUGUGCAUCUAAUUAAUAACCACUCGUUAGAGAGGCCGACGGCCUCCAGGAGUAUUUCUGUUUUGUUUUUAUCACUGUAUUGAGAUGCUGGUGAAAUUGUUUUUCUAGGACAUUCACAAAUCAACAAGAAUAAGUAUGCAAUAUGAAAUACUCCUUUGCCAUUGCUUGUUAACAAAAAAUCAAUCUUUCAGAAAUCAAGCUUGUCUCUAAUUUUAUUUUCUGUGCCAAUGUAAUGUCUUUUAACACUGUUAUAACCAGCAUCACAGAUGACCUUCAUAGUCUCGAUCAUUUCAUCUGUGACUUCACUCAAACAUGUAAACAGUUUAAAUAAAAGUCUGGUGCUCUCUCAUGAAAGGACUUUAGACUAAUUUGACUCCUUUCUCUCAGCAUCUGAGUAGUAACUACUGUUUAGCCAUAACGGCUGGAAACGCGUCUGCAGAAUUGUUACCUGGUUUAACCGUGUAAAGCAAUAUAUCAGGCCUCAUGACUUCAGGGAAUAAUAGAGCUGUGCAUCUUAUAUCAUAUUAAGUCUGUCUAAACUGUCUGCUUUAAUAAUUGAAGUACAUGCUAUUUAGCCAAAGCCAUAAAUAUUUGUCAAUUUUUUCCUGUUUCUGUUCCAAUUUCCUCUUCACAACUUAAAGAUGUACUAUUUAGGGAGCUGACUCACUGCUCGCCUGAUAAAUCAAAUAAAUACGUUUGGUAACAAA